AUGGCGUCCACAUCACUCAUCGAUACUCUCAAAACCGCCUCUCUCCUCCCUUCCCCCAUCAUCCCGGCCACUUUCACACCCAGCUACAACCUCAAUGUCUCAUUCCCUGCAAAGUCGCCAUCAAACGGAUCGCUAGUCCGCGUCAGCGAAGCUAAGGAGAAGCCCAGCAUCACCUUCUCAGCAGCCUCGGACUCAGCAAGCGCGCAGUCCUUCACAUUCUUCCUCAUCGACCCCGAUGCGCCCACGCCUGACGACCCCAAGUUCGCUUACUGGCGCCACUGGGUCAUCACCAACGUCCCCUCUUCCGCGAAGGAGAUCAGCGAGGGCAACACACUGACCCAGUACCUUGCGCCGGGGCCGAAGGACGAGAGCGGACCGCAUCGGUAUCUAUUCUUGCUUUUCAAGGAGCCGCAGGGUUUCAGUCUCGAGAAGAGCGAUGUUGGCGGUGAGGAGUUUGUAGACAGGAGGAGCUUUGGGGCGAAGGAGUUCGUGGAGAAGCAUGGGCUGGAGCUCGUGGGUGUACAGUGGAUGAGGGGCGUUGGAGAUGGGUGGAAUGGCGGCAAGGACGAGUUGUAG
Boeremia exigua is the source of this 576-nucleotide messenger RNA. RefSeq names its product phosphatidylethanolamine-binding protein. Gene Ontology annotation, biological process: regulation of proteolysis; regulation of Ras protein signal transduction. The record is from RefSeq and is a predicted model, not a curated record. The transcript has a single exon. Bases 1 to 576 code for a protein of 191 amino acids. Lineage: Eukaryota; Fungi; Ascomycota; Dothideomycetes; Pleosporales; Didymellaceae. Gene Ontology annotation, molecular function: phospholipid binding; peptidase inhibitor activity.